Molecule: messenger RNA, 2007 nt
Organism: Saccostrea cuccullata (small rock oyster)
Lineage: Eukaryota; Metazoa; Mollusca; Bivalvia; Ostreida; Ostreidae
Exons: 11
Coding region: 1-2007 (668 amino acids)
Molecular function (GO): protein dimerization activity
Source: RefSeq, a predicted model, not a curated record
AUGCCAGGCCUCGUUUUUCCUCCCCAUGCUGAUUCCAGUCCAGUGGACCAUCACAGUCAGGAAACUUCUUCUUUUUAUGGGAACCAGAGAUUGGACUGGGCUAGUGGUCCCUAUUUUCUUCUGGCCUUUGUUGUGAGGAAUACUUCCUUUUUAGCCGGGCUCAUUUCUCGUAGAGAAAUGCCCGGCUAUUGCGAUGAUGAUGGACCACUCUACUUCCUUUUACAACAGGUGCCCCUACAGAUUCACAAAGUUCCAGUGUUGAGUUUCCAUGACCCCUAUUCACUGGAUGAUGACAUAAUUCAGAUUGCUGACACUUGUUGGAAGGAUCCCUUUCAGUCGCCUACAAUGUUCUGUCCACAAGAAAAACCAGCCACUUGUGUUACCGGACUAUCAGGCAAGGAUGGAGUCCUUAAUGGAAUCGGUACUCAAAAGAAAUCAUACCUAACUUCAUAUAAUGGUACAUCUAAAGUUGCAUACCAGGGUUACACUGGAUGUGACAUUUUCCAGAUGAGUAAACAGGUUCAAGUUUUUGGGGCAAGGGAUGAUGACAUAAUUCAGAUUGCUGACACUUGUUGGAAGGUCCCUUUCAGUCGCCUACAAUGUUCUUUCCACAAGAAAAACCAGCCAAUUGUUUACCGGACUAUCAGUGACUUCAAGUGGUCACCUGAUCUCAGAGAAAGUAUGGAGGAAAUCUGUCUCAUGCUAGGUGUAAAAUUCACUAUGCCACAACGUUACGUGAGCCAUAGAUGGCUAUCCGUGUAUGAUGUUACCAUGGACACACUUCGGAUGUUUGAUGCAUUUGCCAUUUUCUACUAUUCAUGGGUCAUUUCCUUGGACUUUGAUAAAGUUAAAUAUUUACCUGUUGUGGUGGAAGUUUAUCAUCGACUCAAAGUUCCAAAGGAAUCCAGGCAGCGGAUAAAUGACAUCAUGACGCAUUUAUUAAAAACAUUUAUUUCAUACAGUUUACCAGAAUUUACACCAGGUAGCAGAUCAAAAGAAUCAGGUCCUCAGUUUUGUUUAACCUCUUUGGAACUAAAGAAGAAGAAUCUAACAAAAGACGGCAAGGACAGGAAAAGGAGGAUUGUAGAGAAGCUAUUUGUGGAUAGGAAAAGCAUUAAGCUGAUCCUCGGACUGUAUUCAUCUGUCCUACCCAUGCUAAAAGAAUUUGUCGUAUUGUUCGAGAUGAAAGAGCCCUUGAUUCACCAGCUGCAUGAACGACAGAUGGAUUUGGUGAAAGAAUUCUUUCUUUGUUUCGUGAAACCAGAGGUGGUUGUUGAGGCUUCAUCAGGAAGCAAGUUAAAAGCCAUUGAUGUUACUUCCUCUAAAAACCUUAUGUCAAGGGAACAGAUAUUCCUUGGAAGUAAAGCCAGGAAUCUUGUGAGCAGUUCUUCAGCAGGAGACUACACAGUAAAGUGCUUCUUAGACCAGGUGAUAGAAGCUUAUAAGUCCUGUGGGAAAACAUUGACAGACAAGCUGCCUCUCACAAACAAAUUCAUUAGAUCAGUUGCAGCAAUCCACCCAGAUGCAGGACAUUCAUCAGUUUUGAAGUUGUUAUUAAAUCUGCCUAAAUUGGCCACAAACGUUCUAGAUGAUGAGGAACCAUAUGAUAGAGACUGCCGCCGUUUCCAGGUUGAUCAGCUGAAGGACAUUGAGGAUGAGGAAAGGAUUGACCAUUGGUGGGGAAAUCCUGCAUUAUCGGAGAAAUAUCCAUCACUUACAAGAAUGGUAAAAGCAGUCCUUUGUUGUUUUCAUGGACCACAGGUAGAAGCAUCCUUCAGUUCAAUGACGGAUAUCAUUGACAACAAGUCCAACCGACUUAAUGCCACAACUUUCAGUGCUAUACAGACAGUAAGGUAUGAACUUUCAGCAUCAGGAAAGACAGCAGUACAAUAUUUCCAGAAAAAAGACUUUUUACAUGAAAAAAUUGAUGUCAACCUGUGCAAAAACAUGGUAAGUGUUUAUUUUUUGAGAAACUACACCCUAGAACUUAAGAGAAAAAAGACAUAA